Molecule: messenger RNA, 1307 nt
Organism: Rhagoletis zephyria (snowberry fruit fly)
Lineage: Eukaryota; Metazoa; Arthropoda; Insecta; Diptera; Tephritidae
Product: protein PopA1-like
Source: RefSeq, a predicted model, not a curated record
UUGAACAACCAAGCGGGCAAUGGUGGUGCCAGCGCGGCUGGCGGGGCAGGCGGCGGCGCUGGCCUCGCAGGUGUCGCCUCUCUCAUAGGUAGCUUUAUGCAGGCCAACGCUGGCGGCGGUGGCUCUGCCGGCCAAGGCAAGGCGGCCGCAUCCGGUGCCAUGCAAAUCUUAUCCGGCAUCGGCAGUUUGCUUGCCAAUGCGGGCCAAAAUGGUGGACGUGCUGGCGGCAGCGCUGGUGGUUUCGAUCCGGCCAUCAUCGGCAAUGUGCUCGAAAUGUUUACCAACAGCGAUGCAGAUUCGGAAGAUGCGGGCGCUGGUGCGCGCAGUAAUGGUGGAAAUGAUGCUGGCAUCGGCUUGGACUCGAUACUACAAAUUGCCUCUGUGUUUAUGAACGCCAACACGGGCGGUGGAGGCCAGCAGCAGCAGCAGCAGCGACAAGCUCAUCAUCAGCAAAGACGCUCAACGCACGAUGAUCUAAAUAUGCGUCAGAACGAAGUUGACGAAGAUUCCGAGGAUAACGGCGGUUUGAUGAGUCUCUUGCCCUUGGUCAUGCAGGCGGUUAGCUCGUUUGCAGGCCCAGAGGGACAGCAAACACAAGAGAGGCACAAAGGUCACGCCUGGGUGUUGCCACCGUUCUUGGAGCAUUUACAUGUUGUAUGGGAUCACUUCUCGAACUCGGAACUCGCCGAUGCGCUGUACGAAAAGUCAGGCGUGAACAAAAUCUUAAAGGGAUUCAAGGGCCGCGAUGGUAAAUUAGACUAUGACAAGCUUUUCGAUUCGCUGAACAAUCAGUCAUUCCGCAGACGUUGGAUCAAGUCGGCGACGCUCUACCUAGCCGACUGGGCCAGCUAUUUGGCAAAUCCGGAAGUCUUUCUCAAGUAAGUUUAAGCAAAGCAGUGCUACAUAUACUAAAUAUAAUGGUAAAUAGUGCAAACGAAACCUGUUAACUCAAUUGUACUUGUCACUUCAAACUACAAGUGUAUCGUGCAGAAACUACAGUUAGUCCAGCUGAUUAUUAAACACACAAAAAACUUUAUUUCUCAUAUGUGCUUGAGUUUGAGCACCCUUUCAUCAGUGUCACACAAAUAACUCAUUCUCCUAAAGCCCAAAAAGAAAACCAACAACACCAAUUCCUUCAUAUUUAAACUCACUCAUAAUCAUCUUUCUUUACAUAGUUCUCACUUUGGUAUUUACGAAUUUUUCCAUACCGGUUUUUUGAUUUUAUUUUGAUUUACUUUCGUCUCCUUGAUUUUGUCGCUUACUCAUACAACCUCAAAAUGUUGCUGUUACCAAAGUGUUGACCCACU